CAUUUGAUGUGACAUUUCCAUCCUCACCACUUAAAUAUAUAUAUAUAUAUAUAUAUUUAAAAAAAAUCCAUUAAUUCUCUUCUUCCUGCCCCAUCUCCAUACUAUAAAUACCGCGAGCGGGGAAACUCAAGGAAACAGAGCAAGAGCCCACCAUGGCCACUUCUUUUUCUUCUACUUCAUCGUCAUCUUCUUCUGCUAUUGCUUCUCUGGUUUGUGUGUGUCUCUUGUCUCUUCUGCUUGGCCAUGGAAUAUUAAGGGUUGAAGCUUCCCACAAAGUCUACAGACACCUUCAGAGCUCUGAAUCACUGGCUGACUCUUCAGCAGAUCAGCCUUACAGAACUGCCUACCACUUCCAACCUCCCAAGAAUUGGAUGAACGAUCCUAAUGGACCCAUGAUUUAUAAAGGCUUAUACCACUUAUUCUACCAGUGGAAUCCCAAGGGGGCGGUGUGGGGUAACAUCGUGUGGGCCCACUCCACAUCGAAGGACCUUGUGAACUGGAUCCCCCAUGAGCCUGCCAUCUACCCGUCACAGCCCGCCGAUAUGAAUGGUACCUGGUCAGGGUCGGCCACCAUCCUCCCGAAUGGCACACCGGUGAUACUCUACACUGGAAUUAACCCUGCGAACCAGCAGGUUCAGAACAUAGCAUUCCCGAAGAAGGCAUCCGACCCGUACCUGAUAGAAUGGGUGAAAACCCCAAAGAACCCCUUGAUGGCCCCGACUGCCUCAAACAUGAUCAACGCAAGCUCCUUCAGGGACCCAACAACGGCCUGGGUGGGCCCAGAUGGGAGGUGGAGGGUAAUUAUCGGCAGCAAGAGGGGCAGAAGAGGAAUGGCAAUUUUGUAUCGGAGCAAGGACUUCAUCCACUGGGUGAAGGCCCAGCACCCACUUCACUCCGCCCCAAACACUGGGAUGUGGGAGUGCCCUGACUUUUUCCCUGUUUCCACUGUUUCCCCUCUGGGCCUCGACACAUCAUCCAAUGGGCCUCGUGUGAAACAUGUGCUCAAGGUAAGCUUGGAUGACACUAGGAAGGAGUACUACACAAUCGGGACGUAUGACCCUUCCAAGAAGGAUGUUUAUACCCCAGACGCGGGCUCGGUCGAGGGCGAUCUCGGUCUCAGGUUCGACUAUGGGAAGUUCUACGCAUCUAAGACUUUCUUCGAUAGCGCCAAGAAUCGGAGGAUACUCUGGGGCUGGAUUAACGAGUCAUCCAGCGUGGAAGAUGACAUCAAGAAAGGGUGGUCCGGACUUCAGGCUGUUCCAAGAGUGAUCUGGCUGGACAAGUCUGGGAAACAGCUGGUGCAGUGGCCGGUAAUGGAACUGGAGAAGCUCCGCACAGGCCGUGUCGAUGUACCGAGCAAGUUGCUCAGGGGAGGGUCUAAGUUUGAGGUGUCUGGAUUCACAGCUUCACAGGCGGACGUGGAAUUGUCAUUUGAAGUGAAGAAUCUUGACAAGGCAGAGAAGUUUGACCCAAGUUGGGUAAAAGCACAAGAUUUGUGUACCCAAAAGACUGCAACAGUCAAAGGUGGGAUCGGACCAUUUGGGAUAAUGGCCUUAGCCUCCAAGGGAUUGGAAGAGUACACUGCCAUCUUCUUUAGGAUCUUUAAGGGCACUAACAACAAAUAUGUGGUGGCCAUGUGCAGUGACCAAACCAAGUCAUCGCUCAACAACAGCACGGACAAGGCUAACUAUGGAGCCUUCUUGGAUGUCGACCCUGCCAAGGAGAAGCUGUCGCUCCGGACCCUGAUUGACCGCUCCAUUGUGGAGAGCUUUGGUGGGGAAGGGAAGGGAUGCAUCACAGCCAGGGUUUACCCCACUAAGGCAAUCGGGGAUGGGGCCCACCUUUAUGCUUUUAACUAUGGAGCUGGGGACGUUCUGAUCUCAAGUUUCAGUGCUUGGAGCAUGAAGAAGGCCCAAAUUAAUUGAUUAUUAUGGAAUGAGAGGUUGAAGAAGAAGAAUAUUUUUCUUUGUACUUUUAUUUCUGUAUUAUGGCAUCUUGAGAAUUCAAUUUGAAAAAUCUCUACGAAGUAAGAUAUUCUUGUAUUGGAUGCAGAAAAUAUCGAAAUUUUCUACCCUCUUUCUUUUAAGGAAAUUAAUUGUAACUGCGGGUUGCUUGUUAUUUAAGUGUCAUAUGCAUCGUUGACUAAUC
This is a messenger RNA of Punica granatum (pomegranate), 2148 nucleotides long. The record is from RefSeq and is a predicted model, not a curated record. Lineage: Eukaryota; Viridiplantae; Streptophyta; Magnoliopsida; Myrtales; Lythraceae.